Ictalurus furcatus (blue catfish) is the source of this 3662-nucleotide messenger RNA. Its product is annotated as NACHT, LRR and PYD domains-containing protein 4E-like. The record is from RefSeq and is a predicted model, not a curated record. The transcript is spliced from 12 exons. Gene Ontology annotation, molecular function: protein binding. NCBI's taxonomy places the organism in Eukaryota, Metazoa, Chordata, Actinopteri, Siluriformes, Ictaluridae. Bases 39 to 3104 code for a protein of 1021 amino acids.
UUUUACAGGUUACAUUUGUAGAAGACACAAGCUCAAAAAUGAGUGUUUCUGGAGAACAGGACACAAAGAAAAAUGAAAGUCACCAGAGUAAAAGACCAGAUUCACCUGAACCCAGCUGUGUGUCCAUGAAGAGUGAUCAGUCAAUGGUUUCUCCAAUAUCAUUCAGAGACAGAGACACUAGUACUGAACAGAGUCUUACACAGGGUAAGAAAUCAGACUCACAUGAACCCAGCUCUGUGUCCAUAAAGACUGACCAGUCAUUGACUCAUCCACCACAUGUAGAAGACCCGAGUUUGAGUCAUCAGGAUAAAAGACCGGAUUCACCUGAACCCAGCCGUGUGUCCUUGAAGAGUGAUCGGUCAAUGAGAGCUGAAAUAUUUUUUGGAGAGUCUAGUACUGAACAAAGUUGGACACAGGAUCAGAGAUCAGACUCACGUGAAUCCAGCUCUGUGUCCAUAAAGACUGACCAGUCAAUGACUUCUCCACCAUAUGAUCUGAGAUCCCCCAAAACUGCAGUGAAACCAAAAAUAAGUUGCGAAAACCUGGAGUCUGUAUUUAAGGAGCUGGAGCACAAAGUCAUCAGUCUGUUAAAGAAUGAGCUGAAGAGAUUUAAGAAGCUUCUGAGUCCAGAUUACCCAGCAUGCUCUGAGAGGGAGGGGGAGGAUGAGGAGGUUCAGAGCAGUGUCAGAGAGGGAGUGCUGAAGAUCACACUGCACUUCCUGAAGAACAUGAACCUCACAGAUCUCGCUAACACACUGCAGGAUAAGCUUGCCUAUGGUAAUCAGCAGAAACUCAAAACCACACUGAGAGAGAAAUGUAAAAGAAUUAAUGAAGGAAUCUCACAGCCUGGAAGUUCAGCACUUCUGAAUGAGAUCUACACAGAUCUCUACAUCACAGAGGGCUGGAGUGGAGACGUCAAUAAUGAACAUGAGGUGAGACAGAUUGAGACAGCGUCCAGGAGACCAGCAGCACAGGAGACACCCAUCAAAUGUAAUGAUCUCUUUAAAGACAAGUCCAUCAGAAGAGUGCUGACUAAAGGAGUUGCUGGAAUUGGAAAAACAGUCUCUGUGCAGAAGUUCAUUCUGGACUGGACUGAAGGAAAAGCAAAUCAGGACGUCACCUUCAUGUUUCCACUUCCCUUUAGAGAGCUGAAUCUGAUGAAGCAGAAAAAUCUCAGUAUGAUGGAGCUUCUUCAUCACUUUUUCCCAGAAAUAAAAGAAUUAGGAUUAAUAGACUGUGAGAUCAACAAAGUCCUGUUCAUCUUUGAUGGUCUGGAUGAGUGUCGACUUCCUCUAAAUUUCCAGAAGAAUGAGAGAUUAUGUGAUGUGACAGAGUCAGCCUCAGUGGAUGUGCUGCUGACGAACCUCAUCAAGGGGAAUCUGCUUCCCUCUGCUCUCCUCUGGAUAACCUCUCGACCAGGAGCAGCCAAUCAGAUCCCUCCUGAGUGUGUAGACCAGGUGACAGAGGUACGAGGGUUCAGUGAUCCUCAGAAAGAGGAGUACUUCAGGAAGAGGAUCCGUGAUCAGAGCCUGGCCAAUAAAAUCAUCUCACACAUGAAGUCUUCAAGAAGCCUCUACAUCAUGUGCCACAUCCCAGUCUUCUGCUGGAUCUCAGCCACUGUUCUAGAGAGAAUGUUGGGUGAAGCAGAGAGUGGAGAGAUCCCCAAGGCUCUGACUCAAAUGUUCACACACUUCCUGAUCUUUCAGAUCAAACACAAGGACCAAAAGUACCAUCAGAAAUGUGACCCUGAUCCUCAGCAGACCAGAGAGAGUAUCCUGGCACUGGGAAAACUGGCUUUCCAACAGCUGGAGAAAGGAAACCUGAUCUUCUAUGAGGAAGACCUGAGAGAGUGUGGCAUUGAUGUGAGAGAAGUGUCAGUGUACUCAGGAGUGUGUACCCAAAUCUUCAGAGAGGAGUUUGGGCUUCACCUGGGGAAGGUGUUCAGCUUUGUACAUCUGAGUGUUCAGGAGUUUCUGGCUGCUUUAUACACAUUUCUCUCCUUCAUCAUCAGAAAUAUCAGAGAACACCAAACUACUGAUCUGUCUGAUCUUCUCACCAAGUCAAACAUGUCUGAUCUCCUCAGAAGUGCAGUGGACAAGGCCUUACAGAGUGAGAAUGGACAUCUGAAUCUGUUCCUCCGCUUCCUUCUGGGUCUCUCACUGGAGUCCAAUCAGAUUCUCUUACGAGACCUACUGCCCCAGACAGGAAGCAGCUCUCACAGCAAACAGGAAACAGUCGAGUACAUCAAGAAGAAGAUCAGGGAGAAUCCAUCUCCAGAAAAAUCCAUCAAUCUGUUCCACUGUCUGAAUGAACUGAAUGAUCAUUCUCUAGUGCAGGAAGUCCAACAUUACCUGAACAGAGAAGAUAUCUGGUGUCUCAGUGGAGACAGUCUCUCUCCUGCUCAGUGGUCAGCUCUGGUGUUUGUGUUGCUGAACUCAGAACAGGAGCUGGAUGUGUUUGUUUUGAGGAAAUUUCAGAUAUCAGAGGAAUGUCUCAGUAGGUUGAUGCCAGUCAUGAAAAUAUCAAGAAAGGCAGACCUGUUCCACUGUAAUCUCACGGAGGAAAGCUGUAGAGUUCUGUCCUCAGUUCUCAGCUCAACCUCCUCCAGUCUGAAAGAACUGGACCUGGGGGAGAAUUAUUUCCUGCGGGAUUCAGGAGUGAAGCUGCUCUCUGCUGGACUGGAGAAUCCAAACUGUACACUGGAGAUACUGAAUCUGCGUCAGUGUAAUCUCACAGAGGAAAGCUGUAGAGUUCUGUCCUCAGUUCUCAGAUCAAACUCCUCCAGACUGAGAGAACUGGACCUGAGUUACAAUAAACUGCAGGAUUCAGGAGUGAAGCUGCUCUCUGCUGGACUGGAGAAUCCACACUGUACACUGGAGAAACUGAGGUUGGUAGGCUGCAGUAUUACAGGUGAAGGUUGUGCUGCUCUGGUUUCAGCUUUGAGGUCAAACCCCUCAUCACACCUGAGAGAACUUCAUGUGUACUGGAAUAAACCAGGAGAAUCAGGAGUGAAGCUGCUCUCUGAUCUACUGAAGGAUCCACACUGUAAACUGGAGAAAAUACAGUUGGAGCAGUUUUUUAGUCUCAGACGCAACAGAUUAUGAGGAAAAACAUAAUGCAGUGUUUUAAAGAAAAGCUGAAAGAGUGGAACUAUGAUGUCUUACUUUUCACAUUUAUUGAUAAUAAUGAAGUAAAGAUUUUGCUUUUAUAAUGUUUUGUUCUGGUUAAUCAGAUGGUGUAUGUAAGAAUGCAGAGCUUUAUUUUUCUCCACUAUUUCAUGUUUACAAUCAGAGAAGUAAUAAUGUAAACCUACAUCUGUGUAAUCUAAUAUCAUGUAGCUACAAUACAGAAACUGAACAGUAAUGAAUCUUUUCUUAUUAAUACGUCAAUUCACUUUUUCUUAUUAAAACAUUUUAACAGCAAAACAGGACUUUAUUGUACCUAUAAUGUGGCAAUGUGUCCCCAUAUAAAGCUUUACUAUAGUUGUAACUGAACAGGAGUAUAGAUGUAUUAAGUUGUAUCUAAUUAUACAUACUUUCCUAUUGGAUUGUGUAUAUAUAAUUUCCUAUGCUGAUAGAGAUGUAUAAUUUGGGUGAUUUUGUCAAUAAUAAUAAUGAAUAAUUAAAGAAAAUUGAAUUGUCAAUUAAAAUGAAUGACCUAUU